UAAUAUAUAUGUUCCCACCAACUCUUAUUAUUUCAAUCUAUUCUAAACUAAUUCCAUUGCAUUCAUUCACCAUCUUCUCCACUUCAUUUCCAUCAUCUUUCUUCAUCACACAAGAAGAAGAAAAAUAAAAUCUUGUAAUCAAUAAUGGCCAUUCUUCUGUCCAACUUUCUCUUCCUAUUUCCAAAACAACUCCAUCACCCUAAACAAUACUCUUCUCCACUCCAUUACUCAACCUCAAAUUCUCACUUUCAAACCUCCAGAUUAUUCAAAACAACAAACACAGAACAAUCAUCACAAUGUCAAGUAAUUUCAAGAACCAGAGACUCAUACGCUUUCACAGAAGAACACGAAGAACAACAACAACAACAAAUCAACAUGGAAGAAUCAUUACCUGAAUCAAAAAUCGCCGAUUCCUGGCGAGAAAUCCACGGAAGCAACGAUUGGACUGGUUUACUUGAUCCAAUGAACGAUCUCCUCCGUUCCGAGUUAAUCAGAUACGGCGAAAUGUCACAAUCCUGCUACGACGCUUUUGAUUACGAUCCGUUCUCAAAAUACUGCGGAAGUUGCAGAUUCAGUCGAGGAAAAUUCUUCGAACGUCUAGGAAUGGAAAACGUAGGUUAUGAAGUAACGCGGUACCUGUACGCAACAUCAAACAUCAACAUGCCUAAUUUCUUCAAGAAAUCGCGAUGGCCAAAGGUGUGGAGCAAGAGCGCGAACUGGAUCGGGUACGUAGCUGUAUCGAAUGAUGAGAAAUCGAAGGAGCUAGGGCGGAGAGAUAUUGUGGUAGCCUGGAGAGGAACGGUGACGAGGCUGGAAUGGAUUACGGAUCUGAUGGAUUUUCUGAAACCGAUUGCGGAGGCCAAGAUUGGUUGCCCUAAUUCGGGAGUGAAGGUGGAAUCGGGAUUUGUGGAUUUGUAUACGGAGAAGGAGGAGAAAGGUUGUGGAUAUUGUAGAUUCUCGGCGAGAGAGCAGGUGAUGGCGGAGGUGAAGCGGCUGACGGAGAGAUUUGGGGGAGCGGAGGAGGAGAUGAGUAUUACGAUAACAGGGCAUAGCUUGGGAAGUGCUUUGGCGGUUCUUAGUGGUUUCGAUAUAGCGGAAACCGGGUUGAACCGGUUGGGAAAUGGUCGGCUUGUGCCGGUUUGUGUUUUCUCUUUCUCGGGGCCUCGUGUUGGUAACUUCUCCUUCAAGGAACACCUUCACGAAUUGGGAGUUAAGGUAUUGAGGGUGGUAAAUAUUCACGACAUAGUACCAAAAACGCCAGGAUUUUUAUUCAACGAAAGCAUACCAAGGGCGGUGAUGCAAUUUGCGGAGGGAUUACCGUGGAGUUAUUCACAUGUGGGGGUGGAGUUAAAACUGGAUCAUAAAGUUUCACCAUUUCUUAAACAAACCAACGACCCCGUUUGUGCCCAUAAUUUGGAAGCUCUCUUGCAUUUACUCGAUGGGUACCAUGGAAAAGGAGGUAGGUUCGUGUUAGCGAGCGGGAGAGACCCGGCGUUGGUUAACAAAGGUUGUGAUUUUCUCAAAGAUCAUUACUUAGUCCCACCAAAUUGGAGGCAAGAUGAGAAUAAAGGUAUGAUAAGAAAUCAGGAUGGGCGUUGGAUACAACCUGAUAGAUUGAAAUUUGAUGAUCAUCCUCAAGAUAUUCACCAUCAUCUUACACAAUUAGGCUUACAUUUUUACUCCUAGCUAAAAGUUCUUGAUUCAAUUUACAGUUUCUAGAUAGGGAGUAUACCACAUUGUUACUCUUAGUGAAAUAUCCUGGACAAUGUUUCAAAUAGUUUGAUUGGAUAAUGUUUCCUGCUUGGAGUUUCAUUCAUGUUUUUUUCAUUGGAUAAUUGCAAUGAAUAACACUUUUAAAAUCAACAAUUAGGUAAGUGUAUAAUAUAUUUAAAUAUUUGCAAAUAUAACAAAAUUUAUCACUAA
Cucumis melo (muskmelon) is the source of this 1923-nucleotide messenger RNA. Its product is annotated as phospholipase A1-Igamma1, chloroplastic-like. Gene Ontology annotation, biological process: lipid metabolic process. Lineage: Eukaryota; Viridiplantae; Streptophyta; Magnoliopsida; Cucurbitales; Cucurbitaceae. Gene Ontology annotation, molecular function: glycerophospholipase activity. Bases 145 to 1686 code for a protein of 513 amino acids. The transcript is spliced from 3 exons. The record is from RefSeq and is a predicted model, not a curated record.